This is a messenger RNA of Babesia sp. Xinjiang, 2436 nucleotides long. RefSeq lists its product as uncharacterized. Bases 1 to 2436 code for a protein of 811 amino acids. Lineage: Eukaryota; Apicomplexa; Aconoidasida; Piroplasmida; Babesiidae. The record is from RefSeq and is a predicted model, not a curated record. The transcript has a single exon.
AUGGUAGAGACGCAAGUGGGCACGGUAGUCGCUUCUUCAGCGCUGCUAAGGAUGUACCGCGCAGAAAGCGCUAUACUCAGCCUAUGCUAUGUAAAGGACAAAAAGUCGGUGGAGGGGCUUGCAGGGUUCCUGAGUAAAUGUAACGUAAGGACCCUCAACCUAGUUAAUCCGGCGCAUCCUUCAAUUUUCACACAUGUGCUUCAGGAGAUUGCCCUUGUGGAAAAUAAACUGGAGGUCCUCCAUAUAGACCUGUGGUCUAACGGGGCACCUGAACUGAUAGAACUCCUACAACGCGCACUUGCAGCACACAGCGAAACUUUGCUUGAACUUUCACUCAAAUGUAGGUUUCAGGCUAGGUUCGUGGCCCAACUGCUGCCACUCUUACCAAGUGACAUCGAGAUAUUGGACUUGUCUGAAAACAUACUUUCAGACAGCACGUUUUUGCAGCCACUUGUGGACUUCAUCAAAUGCAGUGAAUUACACAUUCUCAGACUUGCAAAUUGCUCAAUUAAGAGCCAUGUUGUAGAUGAGUUUGUCAAACGUCUUCUUGCCAACUCUGCACCGAUAUCACUGGACGCUCUUGAUGGACUCGACAUUUCGGGAUGUGAAGAAAUACCGAAAACCGUCAGCUGCACUCUGAAAGAUCCACCGGCAAAGACUCGGAAGGAUCUGAUGGGUUAUUCUGACUUCGGAGUGCCACCUCAUAGGGGUUCCAACGUACAGUUCCUCGACUACCUCAAGAGUUCGCUUCUGAUGAGACGGCUGGUGGGUUCUCAUGUACGUGUGUGGUGGCCUCCAAGCUUUGACGAACAACGUGGAGCAUUCGCGGGGCGAUUCUGGCCGGCGAAAGUGCUGCGAGUGAAUCCCAUAGACAUGGUAGUUGUCGUUGAAUACGAUAACCAGGAAGUAGACCAUGUUCCAUGUAAAUUCAUUCAGCCAGAGUCACCAUUUUUGUUCGGAGGUGGGCUUAAUACAGAUUUCCUGCGAUCGCUUUUGGGGACCAGCUAUUUCAACAGCCUAUCCGACGAGCUGAAGGUGCAAGCACAGGAUUUGCAGAUGAAUGAAUUGCGACAAAACUCUGAGCAGAAGGUGAACUCCACAUCGUCUGUAUUGGGGUCAGAAGGAGGUACUGUUGACGCUAAACUAAGCGUCUCUCAACAUGCUGACCCUAAGGACCCGUCGCAAGUUCUGAAACACGCAGCUGGUGGCACAUCACCAGUUGGGGGGAUCAAGGAUUUAAAUACGGAGUCUAAAACUGACGUAGUGGGUAAUGGCACAAAUUCCGCUGUUGUGUGUGGUGACGCCACGCGCAAGGAUACCGUGGACGUAUCAACCAACGAAAUCGUAGGGAAACGUACAAGGUCACCUGACGAAGACAAGGACGAUGCCAGUUAUCCCGUAAGCAAGAAACUUAAAUCGGAGGAGCAAAACUCUGGGAGUGACGCAAACAAGUGCGUUAAUCACGUCGGCGAUACACUAGAUGCCAACACACCUCCUGAUGACCGUGCUCUAAGGGCGUCAUCUUCAGGUCCUAAUCUGGGCAUGGUAAUAAAUGCUACCCUAUCACCUAAAGAAUUUGUCAAAGGUGAUGCGGCAAAUGAAUUGUGCAGGGAUUACCGGUUUAUACCCGCCAUGCUAACGGAACUCAUGCUGGCAAGCAAACGGCGAAAAUGUGAUCCAGGCUUCCCAAAUAAUCUGGCUGACGUGCCAUGUGAAUGCAAAGUUAACAUAGAAACUAUGGCAGGAUUGAACAUUGGGUUUAGCGGCAACGUGUUGCAACCCGGGGAUGUCUGCGAAUUCAGGGACCCCCUUGAUUCUGACGGCAGUGAUCCAUCAGAUUAUGUCGUUGUGGUCAAAGAAGUGAACCAGGUUGAACCACUCUACAAGGUGACCUACGUCUACCAGGACGAUGAGGAUACAUUGGAUGUAUACAGCAAUGAUGUGCGACGGCUUGUGCUACUACCAUGGUACCUCUGGGUAUCUCUGGUGAUGACCGUAGAGCGCCAUUUGUUGCUGUCUAAGCGUCUUAGUCAGCAUCAAGUACUUCAGACGACGUUGGCGGACUGCCUGUUGUGCCCCAAGAAACGUGACCCCGGGAUUCCAUUCAAACGCAACCCGCCGAACCCGCUAGAGCUGAAACUGCAGAGUCUCUCCGAGCGUGCUUCGGAGGUUCAAGAGUUUUCCUCGACACAUCCCAGGUUAACAGCUAAGAGAGUUCAACGGCAGGAUGACAAUGACAGCAUAGAGGGGUUACGGUACAAGUUGCGCACAAAGCAGCGAAAAUUGGAUGUAAUGGUAAAUCUUUACAAAUCCACACGGGGGGAGUUGGAGCAGGAGAAAGAGCUCACUGCACGUCUGCAAGCCAAGCUGAACUGCGUGGUUUGUUUUGAAAAGUUGGUUUUGCUUUUGAUUAGUUCAUUGGCUACAGGCGUAUAA